AUGAUUUAUGUGGACCUGGUGGUAGUCAAGGGGGCCAUUGAUCGCAAUGUGACAGUUUCUGCUGAUGGCAAAUCACAGGAUGGUGACACAGCCUUUGAAGGGGAAGAUUAUGAGGUGAUUGAGAGGGGAUUGACCAUCCAUCCCACAACAACCAGAAUAACAUCAUCUGAUGACCCCAUUUCCAUUGUCAAUGAUAUCAGGAUCACAAUCACUGAUACUGAUGACUGCUUACCAGUUGUCAGGAUGACUGUUGAACCAACUGUUGUAUCUGAGGCAGGAGAGAUUGUGGAGGUGACUGUUAGUCUAGCAGGUGGAGGAGGAAAUCUACCAGGGGAGGUCCAACUUGGAAUAUCCACAGUUCCCAUACAACCUAAAGAUAUUGAUUCCGUGGGUGUCGAGAUACUGACGCAAUCGGAGGUGACGCUGACAUUCGAAGAGGGCAGUAGCUCGCGACAGCUCCAGAUCGGUGUCAGAGACAACAGUAAUCUCAACAUUUCCUCCGACUAUGUUGAAGUGCGCAUAACUGAUGAUGAACCACAACCAGAAGUGAUAGGGUUUGAGGAGACGGAGUAUGAAGUGAUGGAGAGACGUGAGUCGUAUCAGUUCACACUGGCAGUGGUGCAGGGAUCUCUGGCUCAGAACCUAACUCUCACCGUCAUAUCCACUCCCAUCACUGCUGCUGCUAAUGAUUACAGGGUCCUGGAGCCCUGGGUACCACUGGAGGAGAAUGGAACCGGGACCGUGCGGGUGGAGAUCAGUACUGAACCGGGACAGGAGGACGGGCCACAGGAGACAUUCAGACUGACUAUCAUUGAAGAGAGUGGAGUCACUCCCAAGAAUGUAUUCUUCAGAGGAGCCCUGAUCUACCAUGAAGAAAUGCCACCAUAGCCUCUGUGGAUUUUCUAUGUAGCUAACUGUUAGAGAAAGCAUUCUCGUCUCUGUUUGUCUGAUUCCCCGUUUCCACUUCACGUCGUAACUUUGAGCAACAAAAGUAUGACUGUUGUACCAUAAAGUAAUCUACACAUAGCAGCAUAGUUACAUACUAGUUAUCAAGAGCAGUAAAAAUCAACUGACGCAAAUUGUCAAUUUGUCCAUACAUAAUUAUUGUUUAUCCACUUGACUAUUGAGGUUCAGAGCCAUGGAUGGUAACCACAGCAACAUGAGUUGUCAGGAAGAUUGAGGACUGCCUCAAAUCGCUCGUCAGGCUCGAAAAAGUCAUCAAAGAAUAUCUGGAUUGCUAUAUUAUACCUCCACUCGUCUCUGACUUUGAGUAAAUUCUAUAUAUGGGAGUUGAUACUGGUUCAUAAUCUUCCCCAGCUGUAUAAUAGAUGAGAACAGGCGGCAGCUGAAAUUAUGGUGAAAGGUAAAAAAAAUCCACAAAGGAACAAAAUGGAAAGGUUU
Messenger RNA from Geodia barretti, 1401 nucleotides. Lineage: Eukaryota; Metazoa; Porifera; Demospongiae; Tetractinellida; Geodiidae. The record is from the annotation of a GenBank genome assembly.